Molecule: messenger RNA, 1835 nt
Organism: Lactuca saligna
Lineage: Eukaryota; Viridiplantae; Streptophyta; Magnoliopsida; Asterales; Asteraceae
Source: the annotation of a GenBank genome assembly
AUGGAUUCGAAUCGUGAAUCGAUGGAAUUGGUGCAAGAGCGUAGCAUGGACACCGAUAAGCUCAGCUACGAGAUUUUUUCGAUCCUCGAAAGCAAAUUCUUAUUUGGUUACGACGAAUCGAAGCUUUGGAAACCUAAGCAAGUUUCUCCGGAAAUAUCUUUCACGCCGACGUCACUGGCGGUGGCUGAUGACGGUGGUGUUCAAUCUACGACGAACCAGAGAGGUAAAAUCUGUGUGCUCUCGAUUGAUGGCGGAGGAAUGCGGAGUAUUCUAGCAGGUAAAGCCCUAGCUCAUCUAGAGAACGCGUUGAAAACGAAAUCCGGCAAUCCGAACGCGAGAAUCGCCGAUUAUAUCGAUGUCGCCGCUGGCACAGGUGUCGGAGGUGUGUUCACGGCGAUGCUAUUCGGAAGCAAAAACCAGAGUGUUCCGAUUUUCAAAGCGGAGGACACGUGGAGGUUUCUGGCGGAGCAAGGGAAACGGUUGUAUCAUCAGAAAUCGAGUUCCACCGGCGGCGGCGUUGGAGGUUUAUUGAAAAGGAUUUUCCGCGGCGGAGGCGGAGGCGGUGACGGAGGGAUAAACCAUGCCACGGCAGCAUUUGAAAACGCAAUGAAAGAAGCAUUCGUGGUCAACGGUGAGAGUUUGACCUUAAAAGACACGUUGAAGCCGGUUUUAAUCCCCUGCUACGACCUCUCCAGCUCAGCUCCGUUUCUCUUCUCCCGAGCGGACGCCAUGGAAACAGACAGCUUCAACUUCCGUCUAUGGGAGGUCUGCCGCGCCACGUCAGCUGAACCGGACUUAUUCCAACCUGUCCCAAUGAACUCCGUCGAUGGAAAAACCCGAUGUACUGCAGUUGACGGCGGUUUAGCCAUGAGCAACCCCACAGCGGCGGCGAUCACCCACGUGUUACAUAAUAAGCAGGAAUUUCCAUUCGUGCGCGGGGUGGAGGACCUUUUGGUACUUUCACUGGGCACCAGUCAACUUCAUGAAGGGAAUUAUGAUUACAAUCAAGUCAAAGGGUGGAAGGCUAAAGAUUGGGCUCGACCCAUGGCUCGAAUUUCCGGUGAUAGCUCCGCCGACAUGGUGGACCAUGCCGUCGCCAUGGCCUUCGGUCAGAGCCGGUGUAGUAACUACGUCCGUAUCCAGGCAAACGGGUUCACCAUGGGUCCUCAAAGGGCCAAUAUUGAUGCGGAUCCUUGUCCCAACGAUGCUAAUGUACUUAUUGGAAUAGCUGAUGAGAUGUUGAAACAGAAAAACGUGGAAUCAGUAUUGUUUGGGGGUAAAAGGAUCGGAGAGCAGACUAAUUUUGAGAAACUGGAUUGGUUUGCCGAAGAGGUCGUGUUAGAGCAUCAGAGAAGGAGUUGUUGCGUUGCACCUAAUGUUGCAUUUAAGCAACCUACUUUCAAACAAACAUAAUCGCUUCAUCAUUUAAAAAAGUUUGUGAGGGCUAUGGACCGAAUAUUUUAAAAACAUUGGGGACUGGUUUUGGAAAUAAUUGUUUGCUUGUAUAUUUGAAUUUUUCUAAAAGUCAAAAUGAUGUUUUUAUUGAAAAACCGAAAUUUUAAAGUCGGUUUUUUUAAUAUAAAAAUCGAAUCACACCAAAAAGUCUAAAACAAUGUCACCAUAUUAUUAAAAAACACGAAGGUUUCAUUAUGUGUAUAUUGUUAUAUUUUUUUUAAGAACGGUCUAAUCUUAAAUUACUAUAUAUGUACAUCACAUCUCAAUUAAAAAAAGUCACUCAUUACUGCUAGAACAAAGACCUUUUGAUUUGUAUAUAGUUAUAUAAUAUCCAACUGUUAUAGAAAUAAAGUUAGUAUCUCAUUUUUACAAGACUAGAC